Molecule: messenger RNA, 2213 nt
Organism: Cherax quadricarinatus
Lineage: Eukaryota; Metazoa; Arthropoda; Malacostraca; Decapoda; Parastacidae
Source: RefSeq, a predicted model, not a curated record
AUUCGAUAUUCGCAAAGUUGAUUUCUUCUCGGUUGAGAAGUGAAGGUUAGGUUAGGUAAGGUUCGUCAGGAAACAGGACAAAUGUUUCCUGACGCGGGUCUUAGUCAGAUGAUGACCCGCCUUUGGAGCUUUUGGUCAUCUGACCGAGGCCUUCCGCUGGCUUACCGGUCCACCCGUUUAAAAAUUAUGGUCAUUUAUAACCAUUGUUUAUUUUAGUUGAGAAGUGAAGGCUGAAAUGACAAUAAAUAAAGUGAGGAUCACUGUGGGCAUGUGGACCUUGAGUGACGUCAGAACCAUGGGGAUCCCAAGAUAAUUUCUUCAAUGAUGCUCGUAUAAGCUCACAGUCUCUCUCCUACAGCCCACGAGACCGGAGUUAACUGUUGAGGUGACGAGUCAAGGAGUGAAGAUGGCCCCAAGGUGUUGCAUGAUAGUGGUGGUGAUGGGGGUGAUAAUGGCGGUGACAGCUGUCCCUCACGGCCCGGGACAACACGGACCAGGCUUCGGCCGCAAACCUGCGCCAGCUGGAAGUGACUGUCCCCUGGCAUGCCCAGCAAGCUACUUCCCUGUGUGUGGGAGUGACGGCAAGACAUACGGUAAUGAAUGUGGUCUCCAGGCUGCCUCCUGUAGGGACCCCACCAUCACCAAGAUCGGCUCUGGAGAGUGUGAAACCUUGAAUGAGUUCUACAGCUUCAGGAGACUGGAGGGCAUCUAUAGUGAACGUCAGAAUAAUGGGAGGAAAUAUGAAAAAACAAUUACUUACAUACAUGAACACAGCAAACAUCAUCUUGUUAGCAUUCAAUGGUUUGCAGAGUCUGAUUCUUCCGAGUGUACUUUCUACUGUUCAUCUAAGAUAGUUCCAGUUUGUGGGAGUGAUGGUAAAUCUUAUUCCAACUCCUGUCGCCUCCGCCUGGCAUCGUGCAAGGAUCCAUCCAUUAGUCAGGCCCAUGAUGGUGUCUGUGUUAACGGUGAGUGAGAGCUGUGCUAGAAACCACCACACGAGCGAGUUCUCUGUAUAAACGGUAUAUAUAUCUCAGCGUAUAAUAGUAAGUUUCAUGUACAUAGUUCUGAGAAUAAUCGCACUAACAUCCUGACUGAGGAGGCCAUCAUUAUGAAACCACAGCACCAGACCAGGCCUCCCUAUAGCCUGGGUCAUGAAGUCUGCGCUUGCUGCAAGCAGUUCGUGUAAGCACUACGGCUCAUCUGAUAGGGACUUCUCUCAGAAGAGUCAGGUUUAUUAAUGAAGCCAGUUGGGGGAAGGGUGCUAUUCGUAUACCUAAUCUUUAUUACGGAUUAAAGCAUUACUGAUGUUAGUCUACAUGUCAAUUUUGUUUCAGUGAUCCUCGUGUAAUCAAUAGGCGUAAAAUAAACAAAUCCGUUCAUAAUUUUAUUUUGAUUUCCAGCGUAUAAUCAGUAGUGAUUAUGAUCUUAUCCCUUGAUGUACCAGUAUAUACUGAUGAUGAUAGACACUAUAACGAGAUUAAACGGAUAUGUCCUAAGGCAAUUUAUUUGCAAGUGUCUUCCGGUUUCGAUAUUUUCUUUACAAAGCUGAUGCAGUUCUAAUUACUAAAGAAAAUUUAAAAUUAAAUUUAAAGACUUAAGGCAACAGUUCCAAUUCAAACAAAUACGAUAUCUAAACAGGAUUGUAAAUGUAGUGAUGGCUGUUUUGUUCGUCAGGAAAUAGGACAGUUGCCUCAUUACACUGGUUUAAACAUCCGUUGGCCUACCCCAGUUGGGUUUUCAUCAUAUUUAAGAAAAACAUCACAUAUUGUCUUAAGAUAUAUGAAAUUGUGCAAAUAUCCUACACAGGCGGCCAUUAAUGGAUUACUUCUAGAUUCACCCGUCCCCAGGAAGUGAUAUAUAGCUCUGUGCAGUUUUUAUGUUUGCAUUUUUUGCAAUAAAACUAACCUAAUUAAGCCUUGCUAAAAACUUAUGUAAUAUAAUACGGUACUUAAAUUACCUAAUCUAUCUAAGAAGUUGUAUGAUUAACUGCUUUACCUAAUAUUGCAGGGGGAGGGGGGAGCAGUUAUAAGGUGACACAAAUAAACUUUUUAAACAAAUGUUGGAACCCAGUAUCUGAACCCAUUAUAUACCUCUGUAAUCCUGACUUUCACCCUAAGGGUGGGUGUGGGCUGCAUAAUGAGGAUAUCAAUCUAUUAAAAAAUGAUCUAAAGCAAUAAUUGUAAUAGGUUCCGUAUGCUUCUUAAAAGAUGUGU